AUGGAUGACGCUCUAGUUGACUGUGCGGACGUUUACCGCAUGGAAUACACCUAUUCUUUCUUGGCGGGAAUAGAUCCUAUGCGGCCGCCCUCGUCGAUUACGAUCCCCGCCAAGGAACUGGACGCCAUGGCGGGCAUGGAGCGGCAGUACUGGGAGAUCAAGGCAAAGUACUUUGAUGUGUUAAUUCUCUUUAAAAAGGGAAAGUUUUAUGAGCUGUACGAUCAAGACGCCGCCAUCGCACACCGCGAAUUUGGCCUCAAGCUUGUUUUUAGCGCCACCAACCGUGGCAAGAUGCGUCUUGCGGGGGUUCCAGAGCAAAGCUUCAGCGAGUGGGCACGCCUUUUUGUCUUCCGCGGCUACAAGGUGGGCAGAGUAGAACAAAUGAAGGAGGAAACGGAUACCUCCCCUAUCAAGACUGCACGCACGAAGGUGCUACAACGUGAGUUGGUUGAAGUGCUCACACCAGGCACAUUGACAGAUCCUGCAAUGCUUAGCGGUUCCGGUCCUGUCUUUAUUCUGGCCCUCUGUCCCUUGCAGGAAAAUGUUGUGGACGGUUUGGCGGUGGAUCUCUCACGUCAUGUGGUUUAUCACUGUCCAUGUGGCGUCGGGAGAAAUGACGUGUUGCGUGAGGAGGAGACGCUGCUCAUGGUGUGUGCCCUCUUGCAGCAGCUCCGCCCGCGUGAAAUCAUAUUUCCACUUUGUUUUAUUCCUAAUGCUGCGCAGGCCGAUAGGAAGGCAUCAUUUGCCAAGCGUUUGGUGGAUUGGAUAGAGGGCGAGGGGUUUCGGGUGGAGUUGGUGGAUGUGUCUUCUCUCUCGUUUUCAAAAGGCAACUCCGAUGGGGUGGACAAAAUUUUGGACGCGCACAAGUUCUUGGCACACUACUUUCAGACGUUGAAACUUUACCAUGCCGUGCCCAUACUCUCAGAGGCAGAACCCUACACCUUCCAUCUUCCUUACGCAUCCUCCAAUACCACCAUUGCUCGCAAGCAUGAGGGUGAAGUUUCAAAUUCUUCAUCGAUAUUAUGGCAUGAACGAAGAGUGGACCGUGGACUCGUGCUGGAUGCCACAACCGUGAGCAACUUGGAGCUAGUCAGCAACUUGCGGGAUGGCGGGGAACGGGGCUCACUGAAUCAACUUUUCAAUCGCUGCUGUACAAAUGGAGGAAAGCGUCUCAUGCGAUCAUGGAUUUUACGGCCUUCUGCUUCCUCCCGUGUCAUUCUGGCUCGACAGGAGGCGAUUCGCUUCAUUAUUGAGCACAAGCUUGACGAGCUUUGGGGCGAGGGUGGAGAGCCGGAGACGACGUUGGGGAUUGCAGCGGCGUCCCCCACACUGAGAGCAGAAACCCCUCGUGAGCAUGAACCAAUUUGUGUUGUGAAACGAGAGCGGCCGGUGGGUAGUAAAUUUGAAACACGUUUCUCCAGUUUGGUGGAUGUGGAUUUUGAGCGUAAUCUUUCUCGCUUGACGGACUUGAAGAACAACAGUGACGCACAAGUGGCGUUUGUUGAUCCCCUUGUUCAGUACAAGAAGCAACUUCAAAUCAUUGUUACAACGGUCCAGGCUCUUGAGGACAUGGUGGCAUGGUCACACGACAUACAAAAGGGGAUAACCUCGUCACCGCCUCUUUUGAAGGAGCUCUGGGCGCAAAUUGAUGCUGCCGCUCCCGCGGUAACCUCCAUUGGAAACUGUUUUGACCGCCAUGCUGCCCUUGCGUCGGGCGUGAUUGUUCCCUCUCAGGGAGCAUCCUCCGUGUAUGAUGAGGCAUCCGGUACUCUCGACGCCAUUGAGGGAAAAUUACAGGGGGAACUACGCCGAUUACAAGAGGAGGUUUUUGAUGGUACAGCGAUCAACUACAGCGUCGUUGGUCACGAGCAAUUUCUUGUAGAAGUGCCAAUUUCUGCUGUACCGAAAACGCCUUUGCGUGGAUUUGUGGAAAGAUCCCGCAGUGGCAAGAGUGUGAAGUAUGUUGUGGCCUCCCUGGAGCCACUGGUGGAGUCUCAUAAGAAAGCAAAGAAGGAAAAAUCAAACGCUCUUCUUUUGGUGCUGCAAAAUGUUGCAUCGCACAUGUGUCACUACUUCCCUCUCCUGUAUGGUGCCACGGAGGCACUCUCAUACUUUGAUUGCCUCUUGAGUCUUGCGUCACUGCGAAAAUGUGGGGUCACAACCGCUUGGCCUAUUGUGAAGGAUGACGCUGUGGGGGCGAGUCUGGAGGCCGAGCAACUAACUCAUCCUUUUCUAAAUGGAGACUCUGUGCCGAACGAUAUUUCCUUGGACGCGGCGCACGGGCGUAUUUUGCUCUUGACGGGGCCGAACAUGGCGGGGAAAAGUACACUUAUGCGUACGGUUGCUGUGAACGUCAUCAUUGCGCAAAUGGGAGGACCAAUUUUUGGUGCAUUUAUGCGUCUUGCUACGGUGUCCCGCAUCUUCACACGUAUCGGAGCCCGCGAUGCUUCUCACAAGGGACAGAGUACACUGUAUGUUGAGCUGAGCGAAACAGCUGACAUCCUUCGUCAUGCAGACCCAUGGAGUUUAUGUCUGGUAGAUGAAUUGGGGCGUGGUACCUCUACACAUGACGGUUACGCCAUUGCACAUGCCACAUUACACUCGUUGAAGGAACGCCUUCCUGUUUCCCCGCUUCUCCUGUUUUCCACCCACUAUCACGCUCUUGCACAGGAACAGCUUGGUGGGGAUGCCGUGAACGUAUCGUCUUUGGCGCGAGAUCAUGGCUCGGUGGUGCAGCUGGGAUACAUGGACUUUGCUAUAUCGGAUACAAAAAAAGAUGGUGUUUCGGCAAUUACAUUUCUUUACCGUCUUGUCUCUGGCGUAUGCACACGUAGCUAUGGCGUUGAGGUGGCUUUACUGGCUGGCAUUCCUUCUUCACUCGUGCACAUGGCAGCCAUCAAGUCACAUGAGCUUGCCUCAUGGAAUGACCGGCAAAAGGACAUUCAUACCAUACGACAGUUCCUUCAUGAGCCUAACGCUGCCACACUUUUCAAGAAAAAGAAGUCGUAG
This is a messenger RNA of Trypanosoma cruzi, 3009 nucleotides long. Its product is annotated as mismatch repair protein MSH6, putative. The record is from RefSeq and is a predicted model, not a curated record. The transcript has a single exon. Gene Ontology annotation, molecular function: ATP binding; ATP-dependent DNA damage sensor activity; mismatched DNA binding. Gene Ontology annotation, biological process: mismatch repair. Gene Ontology annotation, cellular component: nucleus; MutSalpha complex. NCBI's taxonomy places the organism in Eukaryota, Euglenozoa, Kinetoplastea, Trypanosomatida, Trypanosomatidae. Bases 1 to 3009 code for a protein of 1002 amino acids.